This is a messenger RNA of Chlamydomonas reinhardtii, 8272 nucleotides long. RefSeq lists its product as uncharacterized. The coding region runs from base 354 to 7019 and encodes 2221 amino acids. Gene Ontology annotation, biological process: protein phosphorylation. The transcript has 25 exons. The record is from RefSeq and is a predicted model, not a curated record. NCBI's taxonomy places the organism in Eukaryota, Viridiplantae, Chlorophyta, Chlorophyceae, Chlamydomonadales, Chlamydomonadaceae. Gene Ontology annotation, molecular function: protein kinase activity; ATP binding.
CACCAAAUUUCAAACCAGGAGGCCGAUUGACCAGUCCGACUUGAGCGGCCACGCAAACCAGGAGCGCGCAACGCCGGCGGUCAAGUUUCGCACCACACCAAAGCAUUUCUUGCAUAUACAAGAAGGCCUGUACUUUUGCCUGGCAUUCUGUGGUGUUCGCCCGAGACCUUCGCACAACUCGCCUCUUAGCCAACUGCUGGCCUAGUCCUGACGAUACACCUAUUGCAACUUAAAGCCUGUGCCACUGCUACCGCGAGAUGCUCCGGUAGGAGGGAGGUGUGACAGAGGAUUCAACGCGUAAUGGUCCCGCGCGGGCCACAGAGCCUUGAAAGCCUGAUGUAAGGGCAAGCGGAAUGGUUGUAUUUGAUGGAGGAGGAGGGCAAGAGCGAGGAGCGAAGCGCUGGAAGCGGUGCUGGAGCGGGGCCACCCUGGUGCUGCUGCUCCUCCUCGGCGCAGCUGCCGGCCAGGGGUUUCUGCGCUUGAACUCGACGGCCUUCAACGUAACGCUGGUGCUCCAGCCUGCGACGGCGGAGGGCGCGGCGCGGCAAUGCUUGUCAGUUCCAGGGCUCGACGGCCCGGGCAUCCUGGCGCCCGCAACGCUGCUGCUGUAUGUUAUACAGGAUGUUUUGACGCGCAAUUCAUACUCGUUCCAAGCGAGCCUGCGUACCGACCCGCCCUCCUAUAACACGGGGGGCAGCAGUCUAUGGGUCAUGGACCCGUUCGGAUCAUGUAGAGCGCUGUUAUUGCCCACGCGCAUCGCCACGUGGUCGGGCGCCGUGGAGCUCAGCGUGAUGCCGUGCUCUUACACGCUGCAGUUUAUAUGCAUGGAGUACAAGGUGGCCCAAGAGCUAUCGCAGGGGCUUACGCUGCCGCACAACCUGUACCGCACACCCGAGCCGCCGCCGCUGCCGCAAGCCGUGCCGUACAUCCCGUCGGCAACGGGGCCGCCGCCCGGCUACCGGCUGGUGACGUCGGGCGUGAAGCUGGGGCACGUGGGCGCCGUGCCGGAGGGGGCGGUGUUCUUCUCGUCGCUGCAGGGCUACCUGGAGAACGGGCCUAUUGUGAAUCUGGUUGGCAGGUGGCGCCCCACGGGGCUAGACGCGGUAGUUGUUGUCAACGCUGAUGACACCAGCAAUGUUGUGGAGACGGUGAUGACGGGGAACAGCCCAGCGGCGGGCGUGCACGGCGACCCGUCGCCCGCCGUGGGCAUCGUCUGGGUGGCGAGUCCGCUGAUGCGCGAGCCAUUGCCGCCGCGACCGGAGCAGGGCAGCCUCAGUACCAGCUACAUUACGCGCGUGGAGGGCUGCGCCAGCUCGAACGCCGUGGAGCGGCUGCUGCUGCAGACGGCGGCGGGCGCUGUGGUGGCGCAGGGCGUGGUGCGCUGCAUUUCCACCUUCUCGGAGGAGGCGGUGCCAGGCGGCUUCCUGGCGGCCGUGGAGGGCUACUACGUCGACGACAUUGCUAACACAUCGGCGCUCGCCGCCGCGGCCUCCGCCAGCGCCUCCGCCGACGGCACGCUGCUGCCCAGCAUCGUGCAGAUGUGGUUCGUGUGGGCGGUGCCGGAAGAUGCGUCAGUGCCAGACCCCAACGUGGCCGCCGGCGCGGCGGGCUACGGGCUCGGCGGCGUUUGGGCGAUUGCGCCGCGGCUGGCGCCCGUGCAGUCGCACCCCAACUGUUCGGAUGCGCGGCAGCUCAUACCUGCGACGCUUCCGGCGUCCUACUACGUCACGGACGCCAACGGCACGCGCGUGCGCUCUGAGUGCGGCGCGCUCAGCGCCGAUGGUUACGCUUGCCCCAGCUACAUGUGCUGCGGCGCGGCGCGUGGGCGGGUGGGCCAGUGCGGUGUCGUGGCGUCAGCCUGCCUGCUCUCCUCGUGCGACCCAAGCUACGGCCUGUGCGGCGUGGUGCCGUCGGACCUGUUGGAGGUGACGGCGCAUGAGGGCGUGGCGCUGGUGGCCCCCGCGCCCAGCCUGCUGGGCGGGCCGCCGCCCUACUCGGUCGACCUGGGUGGCCCCGGGUCGGACGUGACUACCUCCCCGGUGCGGCUCGCCUCCAGCGUGUACGUGCUGGACAAGACCGGCGCGUACCAGUACGAGGACGCACUGGCGCAGUGCAGGAGCCAGACGCUGCUGGGGCUCAACUGGACGCUGGCCACCCUGGCGGACGCCAUGUCGUUUGAGGUGUCGCUGCUCACGCGUACGCCUUUCCUGCAACUGCUGGACAAUCGCGUGGCGUGGGUCCGCCCCCGCCGGGCGACCGUGGCUUCACCAAGCUGCCUCACAGUGGCGUGGCAGGUUGACCAGGGCUCUAUCCAGCUAGUGGCGGUGCAGGCGGCCGACUGCGGCACCACUGCAUCCGUCAUCUGCACAGCCACCUGGCCCGCGCUUUCUAAUGCGCCUGUGGGUAUAGACAACAGCAGCGGUAGCAGCAUCACCACCGCCACCACCACUAGCAGUGCUAGCAGCAACGGCGUCAAUGAAAGUAGCUCUGUUGCGCCGGUCAAGAGGGCACCGGUGCUGCGGCAGUGGGUGGCAGGUCCACACAGCCUGAGCUACAGCCUGGUGGGCGUGGGUAGCCCCAACUCUGGCCCCACCUGCACCUUCGAGACCAUUGACUCGCUCUUCACAGCCGACCAAAUCGUGGCAUUGCGCAAACGCGAGGCAGACUUUAUCAACACCGGCGGCUUCGGUAGCGUCAACGGCGCCGGUAGCGUUGUGCCGCUGUUCAUGAAUGCCACCCUCACCACGCCGAUGGCUGGUUUGGCUCUGCGGCCGCUGCUCACCUGGUCUGCCGUCUCUGUGGAGUACGCGAUUGCCUAUGACGCAGUUGCCUCGAUGGCCAUACAGUACGCGAACGUCACAGGGGGCGCCAGAGGCAUUCUUGACGGCAACACGGACGCUGCCGCAUCGGCGGCGGCCGCCGCCGGCGGCCGUGCCGCGUCGCUGUCGUCGCCGCCGCCGCCCAGCCCCAGCAUGGGCCCCGCUGUGGUCACGCUGCUGAAUCCGCUGAUCCUAGGUUCUCUGGACGGCACGUACCUCAGCCCCAACGACACGUAUGGGCUCGUACCGCCUGCAUCGCCGGCCGCUGCAGGCAUCUCAGCCUACGUGUCCACGGCUGGCGGCUGGCGCGCAUUCCAGCUCGACGUGGCGAACGGGGAGGUGGUGGUUGAGGUGGCGGGCUGCCGCGGCGGGCUGCUGGAGCAGCUGGUGGUGGUAACCAGCACGGGCCGCGUGUGGACGACGGCGAUCGGCACGGGGCUGGCCUGCAGCGUGCCUUUCCGGCUGGUAGCGCCGCCGGGUGGCUACCUGAUUGGCAUGCAGGUGCACGCGGGCUCAUUCGUGGAGGAGCUGCAACUGGUGUGGGGCACGCCCAUGGCGACGCAGCCAGCCGGGGGCGGCAAUAGCAGCGGAGGCGGCUCGCCGCCGCCGCACUCGGUGGUAGUGGCCGCGAAUACGGGCAACGACGGCGAGCGUGACCACCAGCAGGCAGUUGACAUCGGCAUUGCGGUGGCGGUGGUGGUGCCUACGCUCGCGGUGGCGCUGGUGGUUGCGGUGUGGUGGUGGCGGCGCAGCAAUGGUCACGGCUGGUGCGGCCGCGCAGGUGCCGGUAGCAGCGAUUUGGCGUCGGAGGAUGGAACGAAGACCAUCAGCAGCACCGGCCCGGCUGACAGCGGUGGCGCCGACGGCCUAGCCGGCGGCAGGCACACGGGCACCAACGGCAACGGCGGCGCUGCCGCCGCCGGCACCGGAUCAUCCGGCUCGGACCGGUCUAUGGAGCUGGCGCGUGUUGUCGUGGACGACGGGACAGGCACCAACAGCACCGUCGGCACGCUCGGCAUCCUUAUGUCGGGGACCGGCGACACCGACGUACGUGCGCGCACCCUCGCAAGCAGCCUGGGGACAGGCUCGGGUGUGGGAAGCCAUGGCAUUGCGGGCGGUAGCGGGCUUGGGAACUCGGACGGCGCGGGCGCCUGCCCGCUGCCGCGCACGAUCGGCGGCGGCGGCGUGUCCGGUACCACUAUGCUCGUCGACAACAGCGGCACUCACGACGGCAUGAGUGGCACGCCAAUGCUGUCGACGUCUCCCGCGGGAACCGGCGGCGGGAUGGUUGGGCAACCGGGCACGGGCUUGUUGGGCAGCGACACCUCAGCCAGGGAGAACGCGGAGGCACAGAGCGGCCUGGCGGCAGCCGCGGCGGCAGCGGGAGUACCGCUGUCGUGCGAGAGCGGCAGGGUCGGCGUGGCAGCGGACGGCGUGCCGCAGGUGCUGAGCUUCAAGCGGAGGCGCAGCUCCGCCACGAGCCAAGCGAUCUUCGGGACGCCACGCAGCGGCACGGGCACGGGCGCGGCCGCGCCCUCGCACCGUACAACGGCUAGCAGCAGCAGCGGUAGCGUGGCUGUGGCGGCUGCAGCGGCAGCUGCGGCAGCAGCUACAGCGGCGGCGGCUGUUGGGCGGCCGCAGUCAGAGCCCUCGGACGGCACCGGCGGUACUGGUAGCGGCGCGGCGCAUGGCGCGAGCGCCGCGCUGAGGUUCGUGGACGGUAAGACGCGGCACCCCGCGCCUCCGUCCAAUGCUCCUUCCAGUUACACCCCAAGGUCAACGCAGUCCAAAGUUAGUGACGCAUACGGCUCAGCGGUGGCGGCCGCCGCCGCGGCGGCAGCCGCGGCAGCCACUGCAAACGGCGAGACCGGUGGGAUUGCUGGCCAGCAAAGGGCAGGCGGGAAUCCGUUGGCGCUUCCUGCGCCACAGCAAGCGAUCUGGGCGUUGCCGCCGGCGGUGGCGGCACUGCAGCCACCCCCCGCACCAGUGCCGGCCGCAUCCGGCACGCCACUUACGCCGGAGGAGUGGGCGCAGCAGCUGCACGCGGCUCUCUUCCACAAGGUCCUGUACCAAUGGCAGCCCAACGCACUCAGCGGCAUGCACAGCCCUGCAGCAGCGGUGCCCAUACCCCAGUCCUCCGCUUCCUCCAGCCACCACCCGCCGCACCCGCUUGCUGGCAGCGGCUCCGGCCGCGGAGUCGGCGCAAGCGCCAGCGCAGCUAGCGGCGGCGUCCUUGGCGCCAGCUCCGCCUCACCUCUGCAGGGCGGGCACCCGCUGUCUGCUGCGGUUGCGACAUCGAGCACGAGCAGCGCGAACCCCAUGCUCCCAGCGUCACCGCCCCCAUCGCAGCACACGCCGCCGCUCGCAGCAUCGCUGGCCAGCGGUGUGAGCGCGCAGAUGCGCACUGUCGGCAGCGGUGCCGCGGCAUCAACAGAGCACAGCGCGGCGCCAGUGCCGUCGCACCCUGGCGGCUAUGACUCGCCUGCUGUGCUACAGCUGCCGCAGUUGCACCAGACGCCUCCGUUCGGCCCUAGCACCACUGCGUCGCCGACGGCGGCUGUAGCAGCUGCGGCGGCGGCAGCAGCGGCUGCGUCACGGCGGUUAGAUCCGGUCGCGGCGGCGACACUGCAAUUCCUGCAGAGCUCGACAUUGACUGCCGGCUCGGUGCCGUCUCCAGGCGUUGCGGACGCUGCAGCCGCCGCAGCGGCAGCCGCCGCAGCGGCUGUGGUUGCUGCUGCAGCCAGCACAACUGCGGCGCACCAACAACAGACCGGCUCCGCAGCAACCAGCGCUGCGGCGUCGGCGCCGGCUGAGGUCUGGGCUGUGCACAGAUCGCCGAGCAACGCGACGGCACUGGUUCCGAGCGGCAUUUCGCCAGGGCACUCCAUGCCGGCUUUCGUACCUGCAUCGCCAUCGAUACCCACCGUCGCCGUCUCUGGCGGCAACGGCCCCGAGGCGGUGCCGGGCGCGUCGCUGGCCGCCGCGUCCGCGACAGCCGCGGCAGUGGCGUCGCACCUUGCGGCGUCCACUGGCAGUGGCGGUGCUGCAGGACCCGCCAGUGGCGGCCACGGCAACGCCCCGGCCCCUGGCGCCGUGCCGUUGCUGCCGGCUGUGCCGCAUCGGCCGCAGCUGCCGGCCCCGCCGUUUCCGUCGCAGCAUCAGCACCACGGCGAGGGCCCGGCGCAGCCCUCAUCGGCGCAGGAGCUACUCUUGGGCCGGGACGUGCUAGUGGAUGUGGACGACCCCACCACCUACCUUGGACACGGCACGUCGGGCGUGGUGCGCCGCGGUAUGUUGCGGCGGGCAGACGGCAGCUGGGCGCUGGUGGCGGUCAAGCUGCUCAACCGCCCCGACGACCAGGCGAUUGAGCACUACCGGCGACACCUCAAGACGCUUCUGCAGGAGAUGACCAUCCUCGGGUCGCUCUCGCAUCCGAACAUCGUGAGGCUGCUGGGCGGCUCGGUGUCGCUGAGCUCGGGCGCCUCCUUCCUGGUGGAGGAGCUGUGCGGCCGCACGCUCAGCCACGCCAUCUAUGACGACUCCACGCCGUACAGCCUGGGCCUGGUGCUCCGCUGGGCCACCGACAUUGCGCGCGGCCUCGCCUACCUCCACCCCAACAUCAUGCACCGCGACCUCAAGCCGAGCAACGUGCUGUUGGACCACGCGGGUGUCGCCAAGAUCAGCGACUUCGGUCUGGCUCGCUUCAAGGUGCACACCACAUUGGUGACGCGCGACGCGGAGGUUGGCACGACCUGCUACAUGAGCCCCGAGUGCUUCGUCAGCAAUGACUUCAAAGUCACAGCCGCGUGCGACGUCUACAGCCUGGGUGUGAUGAUCAACGAGAUCUGCACCCGCACGCGGCCCUGGAGUGGCGUCCGCACCGCCGUGGUGGGCUUCAAGGUGGCGGUGGUGGGCGACCGGCCCAAGCUGCCGCCGGAGGACAGCCCGCUGUGCCCGCCGCAGCUGCGCCGCCUCAUCCGGGCCAUGUGGGCGCAGCAGCCCGAGCAGCGGCCCUCCAGCGGCGCCGUGUUGGCCAAGCUGGAGGCGAUGCUGGAGGCGGUGGAGGCGGGGCUGCCGCUGCCGGACGACGGCGACGGCGCGGCGGCGGCGGCGGCGACUUAUCGAGGGCAGGAGGAGGCGGGGCAGGAGAUUAUGGGGCAGGAGGAGGUGGAGCGGGUAGACGAGGAACAGGAGCAAUAGUUUACGGUUGUGCACGCGUGGUGGGCAGGGAAGGUUUUGCAGAGGGUUGGAAGAUGUCGAGUGGCGGCCGAAUGCCUGGGACGCUCCAAGGGCGUGCAUUGUGCUGGCAGUCAGCGCAGCAGCGCGGCUGAUGUCGCUUGAGUUUGGGGCAUUACCUAGGUGCUUUGCUCAGGGGUAAGGAAUAACCGGGAACUCAACGGCAUUGCCUGCGUUUGCAUCUAGUAUGCAUGGCCGGCUAGGAGUUGCACGCAUCCUGCAUGUAUGCGAACGUGACGCUGUAUCCCGUAACAGGCUUGCCUGGUUGUCAUGCCGUUAACGAGAGCGCCGUGUGUGCUAGCAUGUCACCUUUGUCCGGCCCUGCAUGAAUCACCAGAUAUACCGUCUCGGUGUGACCGCCUGUCCUCGGCGCAAUGCCAACUCGUUCGCGUGCGGGGAUGCGGCGUUGGCGUAAGACACCGACGGCUAGCCUAAAGGCCUGGUGUGCGGCUCGGAAGAUGAGGGUGUUGCAUAGGUGGGUGAGCUGCCGGAUUGGGCUGCCGCAUGAACAGGCAGGCGCCAUUGGAGGCGGAUCACGCACGGUCCAUAAUUAUACCAAGUGCUAGCAGACUGUUUGAGGGCAUGCAUGGAAGCUUGGAGUACUAACACCCGAGUCCAUCUGGCUCAGGUUGCGCGACAUUCAGCGCAUGACAAAUUGGUUGGGGCAGCGUGUGGCCUGUGCGUAACGUGCGAUGAUGUGUAAUUUAAACCUUCUAAGGGGGUGUGACAUGUUGAACGAGACGGGCGGGGGAGCUGUGGAGCUUGCAAGUGGUGCGGCGGGUAUUGUGGUGGCGCUGUCGGCGCGAGCGGAACCGCGGCGGGUACUGGGGGGCAGGCAGACGCCUUCGCUAUGACAGUGAUGAAGGUAGCGGCAACUUGUUGCGGCCGGCAGUGGGCGCGGGUGGCCAGCGCUGCUUUUUGGGUUCCCGCGUGUGUAGCCCACUCAGGUGGUGUUGAGUGGCGACGCGCACCGCCCUCCGCGCCAACAGGGUUGGCUUUAACACGGACUGGAGAUGAUUGACGGCCAAGCGCGCGUGCGCACGCGCACUUCUGUAAGUAUGAGGCGCAGCACUUGGGGCACAUGUCCACCACCCAGGCUGACUUACUCCAAGCCAAUGACCCAGGUACUCGCAUUUAUAGGUUGCAUAAGUGACGAAUGGCCCUAACAACGUGGGGGCGUGUCGCACCCGUGGAGGGCACUGUAACUACAACCGGGA